This is a messenger RNA of Penicillium odoratum, 327 nucleotides long. RefSeq lists its product as uncharacterized. The record is from RefSeq and is a predicted model, not a curated record. The coding region runs from base 1 to 327 and encodes 108 amino acids. NCBI's taxonomy places the organism in Eukaryota, Fungi, Ascomycota, Eurotiomycetes, Eurotiales, Aspergillaceae. The transcript is spliced from 2 exons.
AUGACCAGCCCUGAAAAUGUUCUUUUGAAAUGGGAGUCAGAGGGUACGGACACCUGUACUCCUUCCGAGAAAUCCUCUACGGUACCCUCGGAGACAAGUACCGACCGUGAUUUCAUCGCUUCUGAUUCAGAAAGCUUGUCUCAUGCCUCGCAUAAUUCAUCGGAUGCUUUGUAUCUUUUUCAAGGGCAUUCGUCUGAGGAAGAGUAUGGUGUUCAGGACGGAAAAGUUCCAAUCAAAACAAUCGCGCGACAAUCAGUCAUGCUGAAUGGCCAACCUAUCACCAAGUAUCUUGUUCCUUGGUACUCGUGGGAAGAUGAUGAGAUGUGA